GGCAAUGAUUCGGUCUGAACAGAAGUGCGUUUGCUUAUGGGCGACGGAUUUCGGGGACAAUUGAAGCCUGCGGCGGGCUUCUUUACAAUGGCGCUGGGCAAUCCUCAGUCCAUUGCGGGGCUUAGAGGUAAAAAGCGUUAGCCGUAAUGGCGUCUGCUCGCGAAUGUGCAUCCACGUUCGCCACCUUCCGGUGCAAGUCUCAUUUCAACAUUUAGUCGUGCUGCCCUCUUCAACUCAAUACCGACCUCUCCUGUCUCCUCUGCCCAGCUCUCAUCCUCACGACGACCCUGUCCCCCGUUUUGAACCACGGCCUCCUUUGAGCAUCCUGCCUUGGCUGGGCGCGGCGACUGAGGUGCCCGUGGUGGGCACGCACACCUGGAGCGUGGAAUUGAAGAACGUGCGCAUCAGAGGAUCCCUCGACAAGGGUUCUAGCAAGAACGCCGUGAAGGAGAUCGGGUGCGGAGAUGGUUGCAGCGCCAUCAUCGACAGUGGCACCUCGUUGCUGGCGGUGCCGGGUUUUAUCAUCGAGCAGCUUCAGGACAUGAUGGAGCAGCUUGACACCGACUGCAGCAACCUCCACGAGCUUCCAAGCCUUGUCUUCAACAUGGGCGACGGCCAGUUCACCCUUCCUCCCGACUCCUACGUGGCAGAGGUGGUGGGCCAGCUGCCAAACUACCUGGAAGGCUAUACGACAAUGGAAACGGAACACAACAGUUCCGAGUCGAUGUCGGAAGCUGACCCAGCAGACGGUGUGGGAAAGCGGGGCAGCAGGUCACGUUGCCAGCUGCUAUUGAUGGAAUCCUACGCGAGCACCAAGUAUGGUCCCUUGUGGAUCCUUGGCAUCCCUUUUUUCCGGAGGUACUACACGACUUUCAGGAUCGGGGAGUCGCACAAGGACCGCACGCUGUUCAUGGCGCCCUCCACGGACGAUUGCUACGUGGAGGGUCAGGAGGAUGGCCAGGCCUCCUUCCUGGACGUAGGGUCCAGGGACACGUACCUACGGACCAUCAACGCAUCAUUCAUCCACGCCCCGGUGCUUGCCCAGAGGGCGAUUCAGAGCGGCUUCAUGCACCUGUGAGACGUCCGCCGCCACCCGCCGCGUUGGACGGCGACAGCUGGCGGGCCGCCGCGCAUCCUCCAGGUUCCCGAGUGCAUGUCUUGACAAAAGCUCGGCCAACAGUUUUGCUCUUACUGCUCUCGCUGCUCCUGUAAUCAUGGCUCAAGCAAACGCAAUCAACAUCUGCAGUAAGCAUGUGGUGCUUUAUCGAGGGCCCCCUUGCAUCCUCUCCUCAUCGACCCACGCCUGGCCAUGGACACUAGGAAUGCUGGUCUGAUGCCGCUGCAAGUGUGACUGCAGCCUAUGGCACCUCCAGCCAAGCGCGGGGCCUUGCUCUGUCUGUCAGCGAUGUCCUGACAUCCAGCAGAUAAUUACCGCAGCAGUGCUCUGCCCCAUGCGAAAUAGCCUUGUGACCGAGACGAUGCUUUGCUAUUCAGGCGUUUGCCCUGGGAGCCUCCACUUGACGGUGCCAAUGCCUCCCUCCGCCGCCCUCCUCUUCCGCCACUCAUUCCCUUC
This is a messenger RNA of Prorocentrum cordatum, 1573 nucleotides long. The record is from the annotation of a GenBank genome assembly. NCBI's taxonomy places the organism in Eukaryota, Dinophyceae, Prorocentrales, Prorocentraceae.